Molecule: messenger RNA, 1107 nt
Organism: Ruditapes philippinarum (Manila clam)
Lineage: Eukaryota; Metazoa; Mollusca; Bivalvia; Venerida; Veneridae
Exons: 8
Coding region: 33-1088 (351 amino acids)
Molecular function (GO): protein binding
Source: RefSeq, a predicted model, not a curated record
UCGAAGGAAAAAGAACAAAAAUUAAACUCAACAUGAAACUGAAAGAGAAAGAAAUCAAAGUAAUCGGUACUGAACUGUUCAAGAUAAAAACCUCUUACAAGUUCAAUUGUUUACGACUUGGGACAGCCUUCAAAAAGGAUUUACAAGGAUUGAUUGUUGGGGGUGAAGAUGGAAUCAUCAGAAUUUAUGACAUGUCGUCUAACAUUGAGACCAAAAACCCAAAGAUUCUACUGGAGACAAAAGGUGGACCAAUUCAAACAAUGGCUGUACAUGAUGUGACAAAAUUUUAUAAUGAUGAUUUGGUAACUGGAGAUUCUGUCGGCAUGGUUACCAUUUUCUGCAAUCAACAAAUUCUAUGUAGACACAGUUUAGCAAAGGACAGCAUAAAAUGUCUUCAAAUACACAAAGACCAAUUGGGUAACUGCAGUAUAGUGACAAGUGAUGAGUCAGGUUAUAUAUGUGCUACAUCACCAUCUAAAGAAUUAUGGAGAAUCAAUAUCAACAACUUACCAACAUCUAAGGGACCAACAGAAAAAUCUGUCGUAACAUGUUUAUUGUCAACUGACCUCGUGACCCCUACAGGAGAGAAAUGUAGUUAUAUAUUAGCAGCAGACGACAAUAAACACCUGCAUUUUGUUCACCAGGGAGAGGUUGUGAUGACACUAAAUACUCCAGAAAUAAUAACAGCUAUGUGCAGUGGUUUGUUUAUAGAUGCAGACAAGCUAGAUUUUGGCCAGGAUGCUGGAAAUAUGAAAUCACAAUCUCAGGUGGCUCUAGGCUGCAAUAAUGGUGCAAUUUAUAUAUUGCAUAACUUCACAAUCAGUGAGGAGGAGUUUGGAAAUGCCAAGUAUCAUAUCACCCAUUUAAUCCCACACCAAAGUGUGAAUCUCAAAGUUGACUUAUUACUGUGUGCUGGACACUUCAAUGCUCUACAUAUAUAUCAUGAAGGAAAGAAGGUGGGCAGCUAUGAAACACCAGAGUGGAUAAACUCUAUGGAUUUGUCAUUAGGUGACAAAGACAAAAAGCCUGAAAUUGUAGUGGGUUGUUCUGAUAAUUCAAUUACUGGAAUAAAUUUGUUUGAAACUUGAUUCAAUGUGGUUAUAUUUC